GUGAACAUCUUACGAUCCAAGAUGGCGGCCACAAGGCUGUUGUUGGGAUUUUUCUCCUUCUUUAUUUCAACAUAUUUGACAGAAUCUUCCCCUCCUGUACCAGUAUUAAUGUGGUCAAAAGACAGUGCGGUUGCACCUGACCAGCCUAUUAUAGCAGGACAUACUUUGUCACUUUCUGACUUCCAAGAAARAUUUCUCAAGAAAAUACUCACAAAACCCCAGACAGUAGCUCUCUUUCUUCAAGAUAGGUUAAGCAUUGAUGACUUCAGUCGUUUUGGCGAUGCUUAUAACACAGCUACAAAUGUCWUUUUGAUUCAUCUUCAUCCUGUCUCAAAAAGAUCACCUGAAGAUGCUGAAAAAACCUUUAUUCAAAAUGACAAAGCAAUUGCUGAAAUAACAAAACAAGUUUCUCAUCUCAGUCCAUCAUACACUUGCAUCCUGACUGCUUCAGCACCAAAUAAGGAGGUAAGCGAUGAACAUCUACAAGCUGAAUUAUCAAGACGUCCUCAUGACAGAUURCGRCGUGCUCUUGAAGGUGAYAAGCCAUUUGAAGGGGAUGUCAAGAAUCUCAAUGGUAGUUUAUUUGUGAAUGGAAAAAAUUGCAUGUACAUCUACAUGUCUGGCCUUGUUUUUACUGGGAAAAACRAGACAACAGACUUUUUCAAUAUGACUGAUAAGCCAAGUGGAAAGGUUGACAAAACAGAGUGCUCCAACACUACUGUUGCAAACAUCUCAUUUACCUUGACCUUUGGCAAGGCAAAGCCCAACUUAGAAUUUUAUUUCACUCGAUCAAGCUACGACUGGAAGUGUAGCACCAUUAAAUUUACCUGGGACGAUGCAAGUUUUGUCGUUCCGUGUGGCAAAGAAAUGCAAGUCCCUCUGAAGAUGUCUUAUCAUUGCUAUGAAACAACUUUCAAGAAUGCUAACUUCACUUUGAAAUUCAAACAUUUUCAGGUACAGCCAUACAACGUCAAAAAUGGUCGAUUUUCUUAUGCUUACGACUGUGUUGGGUUCUUUUCUGUUCCAAUUCUUAUGGGUUUGUUUGUGAUUGGUAUACUUCUUAUGAUACUGUUCUUUGGUAUCAUGGCUGUGUUUAGUAUUACUACAAUGGAUAGGUUUGAUGAUCCCAAGGGAUCUCUCAGGUCAUUUGGUACUACAACUGGAGUACAGCCAUACAAUGUCAAAAAUGGUCGAUUUUCUUAUGCUUACGACUGUGUUGGGUUCUUUUCUGUUCCAAUUCUUAUGGGUUUGUUUGUGAUUGGUAUACUUCUUAUGAUACUGUUUUUUGGUAUCAUGGCUGUGUUUAGUAUUACUACAAUGGAUAGGUUUGAUGAUCCCAAGGGAUCUCUCAGGUCAUUUGGUACUACGACUGGCUAAUGGUGCACUAGAAUGCUAUUGUUUUAUUUCAAUUUAUUGUACUUGUGUUAGCAAAUUUUUGAAAUUACAAGAUAUGGUUGUGUUCCUUUAAUUAAGAUGAAUUUAUCGCGCAAAAACUGCUAUUACAAUGAGAGCUAUGUUACGUUAUAGUGCUGAUAUUAAGGCAGAUUUUGCAUAUGUGUAAAAUGGAACAUGCCAGAGCUGUACAAUAUAAAUGUACGUCACGAAAACACCUGACGUUUGCCUUAAACGUUCCGUGACAAUAUCAUUUGCACACUCAUAAACUUCUUACUUUUAAGAUAGUGUAAUAUUCAUAAUAUGUACCAAAACAUGAGGUACAUAGUAUAGUCUUAAUGAUGGAAUCUCAGUCUUCUUCAUGACUAAUAUAGACCUUUGAAGCUUUUACGUCACCUACUUAAUUUGCAGUGCAUUGUGGGAUUAGUUCUCAUAGAAAACAAAAGAAAUUCGCCAUGUUUUGACCCAAAUAUAUCCUACAUUGCAUUGCUUAUACGGUAUAUGACGUGCAAGAUUCAGAUUUCUAUUUUUUGUUUUUGUUUUUCUUAAAAUAAGACUGGAUCCGGUACUUGACGUAACUCUUGUAUUUGUCCAGUCAAUUUUAUUUCAACUUUAACACAACAAUACUAAUAUGAGGAAUAAUUGCUAAAUGUAGUUAUGCAGCACGUACUUUGUGAACCUGAUCACUAGAAUCGAAUGUCAAGAAAUCGAAGCAUUUUCACCAGGGUUGAAUGCCAUAUUGGUCAAUAAGCAUUGAUCAGGAAUAGACCCUAAAAUCAAUUCAUUUAGAAGUGUUGAGUCUUUUUUUUUUUAAAUUGUGACUCAAUCUUGGUAUCUCAGAUAGGGGGUAGAAAAAUCGUCUGCUUGUAGGGUAGAUGAAACUACAUGUGGUGUGGGAAUGGUGGUAGUGAUAUCAUCAUUGUGUAAGUAUAGUAGUGUAUCGAUUUCAAACUUGAAAUAACGCUUGGGGAUGUUACAAUAAUUAGUAAUGGAUAUCAAAAUUAAUAUUUACAAGUAAACUAGUUUCCAUGUAAUCGUCUGAAUUGCACAAAAACGAGUUUUAGCUUUGUUCUAGUUUCCUGAAGGCAAAUAGCAUGAAAGCAAAUCCCAUUUAAGGGCGCUUAAUUGAGACGAUUAUAUUGACACUGGGCCUAUUAUGAUGAAAUCCUGUUAUAUUGAUUUACUUACAUAAUAAAAUGGAAUGUUAAAUUGGUUA
This is a messenger RNA of Exaiptasia diaphana, 2608 nucleotides long. RefSeq lists its product as uncharacterized. The record is from RefSeq and is a predicted model, not a curated record. The transcript is spliced from 11 exons. The coding region runs from base 22 to 1377 and encodes 451 amino acids. NCBI's taxonomy places the organism in Eukaryota, Metazoa, Cnidaria, Anthozoa, Actiniaria, Aiptasiidae. Gene Ontology annotation, cellular component: proton-transporting V-type ATPase complex.